Molecule: messenger RNA, 1329 nt
Organism: Zingiber officinale
Lineage: Eukaryota; Viridiplantae; Streptophyta; Magnoliopsida; Zingiberales; Zingiberaceae
Exons: 1
Coding region: 1-1329 (442 amino acids)
Source: RefSeq, a predicted model, not a curated record
AUGUGUGAGGCAGCAUAUGAUAACUAUACAGAAAAUCCAGAAGCAUUUAUGGAAUUUUUGGAGGAAGUAGAGAAACCGUUGUACAAUGGAUGUAAACGUUACACAAAGUUGAGUGCACUUGUGAAACUGUACAAUACGAAAGCAAGGUAUGGGAUGAGUGAUGCUCUAUUUUCAGAUCUACUAAUGGAUUUCGGGGAUAUGCUGCCAGAUAAUCAUAAUCUGCCAUCAAAAAUGUAUGAUGUAAAAAAGACAUUGAGUUGUUUGACGUUGAGUUAUGAAAAGAUCCAUGCUUGUUCUAAUGAUUGCAUCCUUUAUAGGAAGCUAUAUAAAGACUGCAUAAGCUGCCCUAAAUGUGGCUUGACACGGUGGAAGCUAACUAAGAAUAAUGUUGAGAAAAAAGGUGUUCCUGCCAAAGUGGUGUGGUAUUUCCCUCCCAUACCUAGAUUUAAGCGCAUGUUUAAAUCUUUAGAGACCUCAAAAAAUUUAACAUGGCAUGCCGACACUAGAGGAGUUGCUGGUCAGUUACGUCAUCCGGCUGAUUCACCAUCUUGGAAGUUGGUGGAUCAUAUGUGGCCCGACUUCGAAAAUGAGCCAAGAAAUCUUCGCUUAGCACUUGCAGCUGAUGGCAUUAAUCCUUAUAGCAACCUUAGUAGUCGGUACAGUUGUUGGUCAAUCAUGUUGGUCACCUAUAAUUUGCCUCCCAACAUGUGUAUGAAGAGGAAAUUCAUUAUGCUCACUAUGCUCAUUUCAGGACCUAAACAGCCAGGAAAUGAUAUAGAUAUCUAUCUCGAGGUGUUAGUUGAAGAUUUGCAACGAUUGUGGGAAGGAGUUGAUAGUGUAUAUGAUGCUUAUCGAAGAGAGUUUUUCACUCUUAAAGCAGUCUUAUUAUGGACCAUCAAUGACUUUCCAGCCUAUAGUAACCUUAGUGGAUGUACUACACAUAGGUAUUAUGCAUGUCCACUAUGCAGAGAAGAUACUUAUGCAAAGUAUUUGGAAAAUGGGAAGAAAAUGUCAUUUGUUGGUCAUAGACGAUUCUUACCGCGGUUUCAUCCCUAUCGAAGGCAAAUGAAGGAGUUCAAUGGCAUGGAAGAACAUGGAGAAGCUUCUACACCAUUAUCUGGGGUUACCUUGUUUAACAAGCUUUCAGACAUAAGGUGUGACUUUGGAAAGAAGAUUAGUGUAACAGGUAAAAGGAAAAAAAAUGCAAAAGAGAAUAAUGUGACAGACAGUAAAGAAGAAAAAGAUUUCAAAAAAUGUUGGAAGAAGAAGUCAAUUUUUUCAAUCUUCCUUAUUGGAAACACUUGCAUGUUAGGCAUUGUCUCGAUGUGA